AUGGUCUCUUAUGGUCUCCCAUGGUCUCCUAUGGUCUCCUGUGGUCUCCUGUGGUCUCCUAUGGUCUCCUGUAGUCUGCUAUGGUCUCUUAUGGUCUCCUAUGGUCUCCUGUGGCUCCCUAUGGUCUCCUGUGGUCUUUUGGUCUCCUGUGGUCUAUGGUUCCAGAUCUCCUAUGGUCUCCUGUGGUCUCCUAUUGUCUCCUGUUGUCUCCUAUGGUCUUGUGUGGUUCCUAUCGUCUCCUGUGGACUUGUAUGGUCUCCUGUGAUCAUUGUCUCCUAUGGCUCUGUGGUCUCCUAUGGUCUCCUGGUGUCCUAUGGUCUCCUGUGGUCUCCUGUGGUCUCCUGUGAUCUCCUGUGGUCUCCCUGUGGUCUCCUGGUCUCCUGUGGUCUCCGGUGUCUCCUAUGGUCUCUGCCCCUAUGGUCCUGGUGUCUCCUGUGGUCUCCUGGUGUCUCCUAUGGUCUCCUGUGGUCUCCUGUGGUCUCCUGUCGUCUCCUAUGGUCUCUGCAGUCUCCUAUGGUCUCCUAUGGUCUCCUGUGGUCUCCUGGUGUCUCCUGUGGUCUCCUAUGGUCUCCUGGUGUUCCUUCCUUAUGGUCUCAUGUGGUCUCCUAUGGUCUCCUGUGGUCUCCUGUGGUCUCCUAUGGUCUCCUGUGGUCUCCUAUGGUCUCCUGUGGGUCUGGUCUCCGACCUAUGGUCUCCUGUGGUCUCUCUAUGGUCUCCUGUGGUCUCCUGUGGUCUCCUGGUGUCUCCUUAUGGUCUCCUGUGGUCUCCUGUGGUCUCCUUUGUCUCCAUUACUGA
This is a messenger RNA of Homarus americanus (American lobster), 795 nucleotides long. RefSeq lists its product as uncharacterized. The coding region runs from base 1 to 795 and encodes 264 amino acids. The record is from RefSeq and is a predicted model, not a curated record. The transcript has a single exon. Lineage: Eukaryota; Metazoa; Arthropoda; Malacostraca; Decapoda; Nephropidae.